GUAAAAUUCACUCCCUUUUCAAAGUUCGCGCGGAAAAGGAAAUAAGGACUCUGCUAUCUGCUAACAUGAAUACGUGCUUUUCUAUUUGUUUGAAGUAAUUGAAAACAACACUUUUAUUCUGGUUAGUUCGUCAGCGCGCUAUUUCUACUGUCAUGAAUCCCCAGCAGGUGUCUUUACUGAAGGAGUUUGUGGAGUUGUUAAAACGAAAACCUGAAAUUUUGGAUACCCCAGAAUUAUCAUUCUUUAAAGAAUGGCUUUUGAGUCUCGGGGCCAAAAUUCCAUCGUCUCAACCUAAACAGACUACUGAAACCCCAGUUUCAGAUGUCGACUCUGGAGCAGAUGAGACGUCAGAAUCCGAAAUAGAGUUUGACGAUGAGGUCUUACCACGAGAAGUUGUUGAGGACCUUGACAUGGGUGAUGAAGGAAUAGAGGUUACUGAGGAGAUGCUCGAAAAAGCAGAAGAGAAAAAGAGUGAGGCUAUGGGCAAAAUGUCCGAUGGAGAUUACAGUGGAGCUGUUGACUUGUUUACGGAAGCAAUUAAGCUGAAUCCACAGUCAGCACUUUUCCACGCUCGACGUGCAAGCUGCUUUAUAAAAAUGAAAAAACCUUCUCAUGCCAUCAGUGACUGUGAUAAGGCCAUUUCUCUUAAUCCUGACUCUGCACAACCAUACAAGUGGAGAGGAUUCGCUAAUAAGAUGGUUGGCAAUUGGGAGGCUGCCUACUCUGAUCUGCAAACAUCUUUGAGGUUGGAUUAUUCGGACGAUGCUUAUGAGGCGAUGAAAGAAUUAGAACCUAAACACAAACGAAUUUUCGAACACAACAUGAAGUAUGAGCGUAAACGACAAGAGAAAUUGGACAGGGAAAAACGUGAGCGGAUCCGAAAGGCUCGAGAGGAGAGAGAACGUGCCCAAAAGGAAGCAGAGAAAGCUGACUUCGAGAUGCCGGAUGUAGGGGGUGUCCCAGGCAUGGACAACGUAUUCUCACAACUGUUCAACGAUCCUGAAUUGGUGACGGCACUUCAGCAUUAAUCUCUGUAAAUUAUUUUCUUAACAUCAAAAUUCAAUUAUUUCUAUUAGUGGUUCAAAUUUUCAAACCAAAUCUCUUAUUUGAUUCAAACUAAAAACGUUGCGUUUCAUCAAGCUACCUAGAGCAUAGCUUUUCCCGAAAUAUAUAUUAAAUGACAGUUUGUAAAGGUAACCAUUCUUUAACUAAUAUGAUGCUAUUGUUAUGCAUAUCACCUUUAGGCAACACUUCUUGUAAGGUAAUUAUAAGUAGUUUACUAAGAAUGCCUUACGUUCCCAGUCAAACAGACCUUUAGCGACUACCAUCCAACGAGCUCCACAACUGCCAACAAGUUUUCGUUUUCUCUUCACACGAUCUACUUGGCACCCUCGAACGCCUAACUUUCACUUACCACUUGGGGUCUACUCACCAAUCUCCUCGGCCGAUAUCCAGACCAUCUGUAUUUUCUUCAGCUUAUUUGCUGGGCAAUAACCUGUGAACUGGUUGUCUGUCUGCCAGAUUCCCUUGUUGCUUAUCCUUUCUGGCCAGGCAAAUGAUCACUAUCAACACAGCGAGACGCAAUGUUUACGAAGGUGCAUAUUAGCCUUUUGGAAAUGCAUUUUAAUGAGAUGUCAUGUCUCUGAAACAUAGAAGCACUGAUUUAACAUUAGUGCCAGCUGCUGCAGAUCUCUAUAUUGAUAUCAGAUUGAUAAAUGCGUAUUUUGCUUUCUCAAUCCUGUUUGGCUUCAUCCGUCCAAGUUAUGCUGCGUAAGUCAGCCUACUGAAUAUUCUUGGUUUGGUUGCUCAAAUGUGACAUACUUGAUCCUUAAUAGUUCGCUAAUGUACGGCAGCAAGGGAAUGGAAUGCAGGA
Molecule: messenger RNA, 1873 nt
Organism: Trichobilharzia szidati
Lineage: Eukaryota; Metazoa; Platyhelminthes; Trematoda; Strigeidida; Schistosomatidae
Source: the annotation of a GenBank genome assembly